Messenger RNA from Trypanosoma grayi, 1590 nucleotides. Its product is annotated as aminopeptidase P1. NCBI's taxonomy places the organism in Eukaryota, Euglenozoa, Kinetoplastea, Trypanosomatida, Trypanosomatidae. Gene Ontology annotation, molecular function: metalloaminopeptidase activity. The transcript has a single exon. The record is from RefSeq and is a predicted model, not a curated record. Bases 1 to 1590 code for a protein of 529 amino acids.
AUGUACCCGGAGUGGCAGUUGAUGAAGGAUGGUCACCCCGACGUGCCUACAUUGGAGGAGUGGAUAUACACCAACCUGGGCCCCACCACGCCGGUGGGGAUGAACAGCUACCUGUCAACAGUGGCGGAUUGGGAGCGGCGGCGCAAGACGAUCAACUUGGUGCCGGUGCCGGAGAUGGUGCAACCGCUCAUGCCACCCUCUGGGGAACCGUACGCGGAGCUGUUCGCUCGCCCUGAGGAAUUCUGCGGACAGCGGUGUGAGGAAAAAGUUGCAGCUCUCGUGGCAGCGCUGGAACAACAAAAGUGUGACGUGAUGGUGCUCUCCGCGCUGGAUGAGGUGGCAUGGCUUACUAACUUGCGCGGUACAGAUGUGCCGUUCAACCCUGUAUUUUACGCGUAUGCCGUGGUCCAACGCGCCACACCAACAGUGCAUCUCUUCACACACGCACAAAAGUUACCGGAACAGGCGAGUAAGGCUGCAACAACGACGGCAGGAGGAAACAGUGACGCUCUGCUGGAACUGCACCCGUAUGACGGGCUUGAGGCUUACCUCCGCACGCUGCCGUGCGGAUCAAUGUUCGCCGUCGAUUCUUACCAGACGAGCCAGCGGCUGUACACAAUGCUGGAGGCGCUGGGGAUGCAGACGCGGCGUCUUAAUUGCGGCCCCGCGCAGCAGUUGAAGGCGACGAAGAAUGCGGUGGAGAUUGGGGGCUUCCGCCGCUGUCACGUGCGUGACGGAGUGGCUCUGACACGCUACCUGGCGUGGCUGCACCACGCGGUGGCGCUGAAAGGUGACAGCAGCAUCACCGAGUACAGCGGGGCCGAGCGACUGGAGGCGUUCCGCCGCGAGGAGGCGCACUUCGUGCAGCUCAGCUUCCCCACAAUCUCCUCGGCAGGGCCUAACGCUGCCAUUGUGCACUACACGCCGCCGCGGGAUGGCUCCGCCCCCAUUGCGCGCGACCAGCUGUACCUCGUCGACAGCGGCGCGCAGUACCUCGACGGCACGACGGACGUGACGCGGACCGUCUGCUUCCAGCCGCCGCGGCCGGAGGAGCGUGAGGCGUACACUCUCGUUCUGAAGGGGAACCUCGCGUUGCACGACGCGGUGUGGCCCGCCGGCACAAGCGGCCACCGCCUCGACGCACUCGCCCGCAUGGCGCUGUGGCGCUGCGGCCUCAACUACACGCACGGCACCGGACAUGGCGUCGGCUCCUUCCUUAAUGUGCACGAGGGGCCGCAGGGCAUUGGCAUACUCCCCACACCAACAGGAGCGACACUCGCCGCUGGAAUGGUGAUGUCGAACGAGCCGGGCUACUACAAGGAUGGCAGCUUUGGCAUCCGCAUCGAGAACCUCGAGGUGGUGGUGGGCGCUGACACAAAGUACAGCGCGAAGGGGUACUUGACAUUCGACACCCUCACCAUGGUGCCGCUGUGUCGCGAGUUGAUUGACGCAGCAGCGUUAACGGAGGAGGAGCGGCGGCUGGUCGACGCGUAUCACCGGACCGUCUGCGAGACGCUUACUCCACACCUGCAACGACACAAUGACAGCUGCGCACUCGCAUACCUGGAGCAUCACACGGCCCCACUCUAG